This is a messenger RNA of Purpureocillium takamizusanense, 195 nucleotides long. RefSeq names its product Calcium/proton exchanger CAX-like. Lineage: Eukaryota; Fungi; Ascomycota; Sordariomycetes; Hypocreales; Ophiocordycipitaceae. The record is from RefSeq and is a predicted model, not a curated record. Gene Ontology annotation, biological process: calcium ion transmembrane transport; intracellular calcium ion homeostasis. Gene Ontology annotation, molecular function: calcium:proton antiporter activity. Gene Ontology annotation, cellular component: fungal-type vacuole membrane. The transcript is spliced from 2 exons. The coding region runs from base 1 to 195 and encodes 64 amino acids.
AUGAGCCUCCAUUUCGAGACCUUCGAAACGGUUGCGUUCGCGGUGUCCGUCUUGGUAGCGACAUACACGGUCCAGGAUGGCAAGUCCAACUACCUCGAAGGUGCCAUGCUUCUAGGUUUCUACAUGAUCAUUGCUAUCGCUUUCUACGCUACACCUAGUGACGCGCUUCACAAGACGAGUGUGAUUGCGGGCUAA